GACGUCGUGCAUGCGUGAUCCGUCAAACGUUCACCUAUUUCAUAACACACCUUCGGAAGCAGCGAAUCGGUUCAUCAGGAGUUCGUCGUCGCCGUCAUCCCAAUUUCGGAUAUUAUUUUUUUAUCAACUAAAUACUAGCAGCCCAGGUGAGAUGAACUCCCUAACGAGACUGAUCGCAUUCCGCGGCGCUUCGACAUCCGGCGGUCUGCUGUCCGCAGUUGUCCGUCCACUGAGCACCGGUCAGCCCCGGUUCUGUGUCUUCAAAAUCCAAAGCCCACAGGAGUUCCAGGAGAAGGUGAAAGACAGCAAGGACCCCAUCAUAGUGGACUUUUUUGCGACAUGGUGCGGUCCGUGCCGAAUGUUGACACCGCGAAUUGAAUCCAUUAUCGGUGAGCAGAAGGGAAGGGUCAAGCUGGCAAAGGUCGAUAUUGACGAGCACACCGACCUGGCACUGGACUACGAGGUGGCAUCAGUUCCGGUUCUGCUGGCAAUUCGCAACGGCAAAGUCGAACAGCGUCUCGUUGGACUGCAGGACACCGACAAGCUGAGAAAUUGGGUCGAGAAGGUGGUGAAGAACGAACAGUAGUAGCAAUCCCAGUGAGGCAGCGCCCGAAGGCAUUUUGAGUUGUUGGGUGGAAAAAUGAGUGUUUUCGUUUUUCGUUUCGUCAGAUGGAAAUAUGUUGUGAGAGCUUUACUUCAAAUUUUCCCAUAGGGGGAUGAUGAUCGACAAAUAUGCUCCAGGUUAGAAAUCUUGUCAGUGCGUACUAUUUUUUCCUUACCCGGGAUUUCGGGAAAUAUAGAUUUGUUCUGAAUUGAACUGUACUA
Messenger RNA from Ochlerotatus camptorhynchus, 825 nucleotides. RefSeq names its product thioredoxin, mitochondrial. The record is from RefSeq and is a predicted model, not a curated record. Gene Ontology annotation, molecular function: protein-disulfide reductase activity. Gene Ontology annotation, cellular component: mitochondrion. Gene Ontology annotation, biological process: cell redox homeostasis. NCBI's taxonomy places the organism in Eukaryota, Metazoa, Arthropoda, Insecta, Diptera, Culicidae. The transcript has 3 exons. Bases 11 to 586 code for a protein of 191 amino acids.